Messenger RNA from Lactuca sativa (garden lettuce), 1723 nucleotides. RefSeq names its product serine carboxypeptidase-like 13. Gene Ontology annotation, molecular function: acyltransferase activity, transferring groups other than amino-acyl groups; serine-type carboxypeptidase activity. Lineage: Eukaryota; Viridiplantae; Streptophyta; Magnoliopsida; Asterales; Asteraceae. The record is from RefSeq and is a predicted model, not a curated record. Gene Ontology annotation, biological process: secondary metabolic process; proteolysis.
CGUGGAAUCAUCAUAACUUUAAUGGAUUAGAGAGGCUUUUAACAUACGACUCUUUCGUCAACUCCAGGAAAGUUUACACAAGUAAGACGAACAGAACAGUACUCGGUCGGAACUCGGAAGUCAUCCAAUCACUUCAAUUCAGAUACAAGGAUGCAGAUUAUUACCACUGCGCAAGUGUUUUUGCUGCUGGUAGUUUCUUUGGAGGUAAAUGAAUCACGGUUCCUGGUUAAGACUCUGCCAGGUUUGCUUGGUGAUCUUCCUUUUACACUCGAAACAGGUUACGUUGGUGUAGGAGAAUCCGAUGAGGUGCAACUAUUUUACUACUUUGUUGAGUCUGAAGGGAACCCGAAAGACGACCCUCUCAUGCUUUGGCUCACAGGAGGGCCUGGUUGUUCUGGUCUUUCUGGCCUAUUGUAUGAAAUAGGCCCAUUCACUAUCAACUAUGCGAAUUCCACUUUGGAGAAGACAAUGCUCGAGAUAAACCCUCACAGUUGGACAAAGGCAGCCAACAUAAUAUUUCUUGAUCAACCAGCUGGAACUGGAUUCUCGUAUGCAAAAACCCCCGAAACUUAUAUAACAAAUGAUACAUCAUCAACAAUGCAUACUUACCAAUUUCUAAGGAAGUGGCUUGUGGAUCAUCCUACAUUUCUCAAAAAUCCAUUGUAUAUUGGUGCUGAUUCCUACACUGGCCUAGUGACACCAAUGAUUGUUCAGAAAAUAUAUAACGGUAAUGAAGUUGGAGAAUGGCCACAAAUCAACAUCAAAGGGUAUGUGCUUGGUAAUCCUCUAACAGACACAAGUGGUGAGUAUAAUUCAAGAAUACCAUUUGCUCAUCGUAUGGCACUUUUAUCAGAUUCAAUCUACAAGUUAACUGAAGAUAAUUGUCAAGGUGAGCACCUGAAUGUUGAUCCAAACAACACUCUCUGCAUACAUUAUCUUCAAGUGGUAGAUAAGUGCCUUGAAAGAAUUCGCCUGUCCCACGUUUUAGAGCCUUUUUGUGAAUCUUCAAAUGCCAUAAAAUCUCAUCUCUUCAGGAGGGACUUAAGAUCUCUUGACAAAACUUCUGUGGAUAUUAUGUCGUUGCCUCAACUUCAGAAACAAUGGUGUCGUGAUGACAACUAUGUGUACUCCUCUAUAUGGGCCAAUAGCAAAGAUGUUCGAGAGGCUCUUAACAUUCGUGAGGAGUUAAACGAAAUCGAGUGGGUGCGAUGCAAUGAAACCUUGCAUUUUCAUUUUGAUAAGGAACCCGUAUCUUACUUUCAUAAUGUCCCGAGUGUGGUUUCCUAUCAUCGAAAUCUUACUGAUAAAAAUUGUCGAGCUCUUGUAUAUAGUGGAGAUCAUGACAUGGUUGUUCCGUAUAUGGCUACAAUGAACUGGAUUGAAUCGCUAAAUCUGUUAGCUGUGAAUGACUGGAGACCUUGGUUUGUUGAUGAACAAGUAGCCGGAUACACCGUGAAAUAUUCGAACCAUGAAUACAGCUUAACCUAUGCUACUGUAAAGGGAGGAGGUCACACAGCUCCAGAGUACAAACCUAAAGAAUGCUUAAGCAUGCUUAUGAGGUGGCUUGCUAAGGACGCUCUCUAAAUAACAAUCAUAUAGUUGAUGUUUAUUUCUUCCAUUGUAUACACAACUACUCAAUCUUCAACUGUAAUGUAUAUCUAUAUUAAAUUUGUUUAUCAUACAAUUAUUCUUAUUAAAUGAUUGACACGAACACUUUCAAAAA